AGAGCCCUGAAGACAAGGGGUAGCACCCCGAAAUAUGGACUCAUUUUCCAUUCUACCUUCAUUGGUCGAGCAGUUGCCAAGAACAAAGGCCGCAUCUCCCGAUACCUGGCAAACAAAUGCAGUAUUGCCUCACGAACUGAUUGCUUCUCUGAGGUACCUACCCGUGUAUUUGGGGAGAAGCUUCGAGAACAAGUUGAGGAGCAGCUGUCCUUCUAUGAGACUGGAGAGAUUCCACGAAAGAAUCUGGAUGUCAUGAAGGCGGCAAUGGUUCAGGCAGAGGAAGCGGCUGCUGAGAUUACUAGGAAGAAACAGAAGAAGAAACGCUUGAAGAAGGAAAAGAAAAGACUGGCUGCGAUUGCCCUGGUGUCUUCAGAAAACAGCAGUAGGACCCCGGAGGAAUGUGAGGAGACAAGUGAAAGACCCAAAAAGAAGAAAAAGCAGAAACCCCAGGAGGCUCCUCCGGAGAAUGGAAUGGAAGACCCAUCUGUAUCCUCCAAACCCCCCAAAAAGAAAUCUUUCUCCAAGGAGGAGCUGGUUAGCGAUCUUGAAGAGACAGCUGGCAGUGGAAGUCUUACCACGAGGAAGAAAUCUUUCCCCAAAGAGGAACCAGAUAGUGACCCUGAAGAGUCAGGAAACAAGAGGGUUCCCAAGAAAAAGAGGAAAUUCUCUUCCAGGGAGGAGCCUCUCAGCAGUGGACCUGAAGAGGCUGCUGCCAGCAAGAACAGCAGCUCCAAGGAAAAGAAAAAGCUCCGAAAGCUGCCCCAGGAAAAUGAGAACGGACAUUUCCCUCGUAGGGCAUAA
This is a messenger RNA of Orcinus orca (killer whale), 801 nucleotides long. Its product is annotated as nucleolar protein 56-like. NCBI's taxonomy places the organism in Eukaryota, Metazoa, Chordata, Mammalia, Artiodactyla, Delphinidae. The coding region runs from base 253 to 801 and encodes 182 amino acids. The record is from RefSeq and is a predicted model, not a curated record. The transcript has a single exon.